Hypomesus transpacificus is the source of this 2752-nucleotide messenger RNA. Its product is annotated as copine-3-like. Gene Ontology annotation, cellular component: plasma membrane. The transcript is spliced from 16 exons. NCBI's taxonomy places the organism in Eukaryota, Metazoa, Chordata, Actinopteri, Osmeriformes, Osmeridae. The record is from RefSeq and is a predicted model, not a curated record. Gene Ontology annotation, biological process: positive regulation of tumor necrosis factor-mediated signaling pathway; cellular response to calcium ion; regulation of canonical NF-kappaB signal transduction. Bases 140 to 1744 code for a protein of 534 amino acids. Gene Ontology annotation, molecular function: calcium-dependent phospholipid binding.
UGUGAACGUCGAGUCGAAAGUGAAAUCAUCCAGUUAACAGUGACAGUUAAGCUACUUGUACUCAGCUCGACGUGGUGGGUCAACAUAGCGUCUGUUUAUAUCCUGUACGUUGUUGUUGGGUGAAACAAGUCUUUUUCAGAUGGCGACUGAUUGCGUGUCGAAGAUCGAACUCUCCAUCUCGUGCAGCAACCUUCUAGACAAGGAUGUCGGUUCGAAGUCUGAUCCGCUUUGUGUGCUUCUGCAGAGCAUUGGUGAUGACAAGUGGGCAGAGCUGGACCGUACAGAAUGUGUGAAGAACUGCCAGGACCCCUCCUUCAGCACGCGCCUGCGUGUGGACUACUACUUUGAGAAGGUCCAGAAGUUGAAGCUGGACGUCUACGACAUCGAUAACAAGUCUGUGGACCUGAACGAUGACGACUUCCUGGGAGGGCUUGAGUGCACUCUGGGACAGAUUGUCUCCAGUAAGAAGCUCACCAGACCAUUACAGCUGAAGAAGGGCAAGCCUGCUGGCAAAGGAACGAUCACUAUCACAGCGGAGGAGAUUAAAGACAACAGAUCCAUAGUUCUAGAGGCGGCAGCUAAAAGCCUGGAUAACAAGGAUUUUUUCGGGAAAUCUGACCCAUUUCUGGAGUUCUUCAAGCAGGGAGACGAUGGCCAGUGGCAGCUGGUACACAGAACAGAGGUGGUGAAGAACAACCUGAACCCAUCCUGGAAGACCUUCACCGUGCCCCUGCAAACCUUCUGCAGCUGUGACUUGGAAAAGACCAUUAAGGUUCACUGCUCUGACUAUGAUAACGAUGGCUCUCAUGACCUCAUUGGUGUUUUCCAAACUAGUGUUGCACAGCUGCAGAAAGCUGCCCAUGGUUCACCGGUGGAGUUUGACUGUAUCCACCCUGAGAAAAAGAAGAAGAAAAAGAGUUAUAAGAACUCUGGAGUGGUCAUUUUUAAGUCUUGCCAGCUGGCAGCUCAGUACUCGUUCCUGGACUAUGUGAUGGGAGGUUGCCAGAUCAACUUCACGGUGGGAAUAGACUUCACGGGGUCCAACGGAGACCCUCGUUCCCCCAGCUCUCUGCAUUACCUGAGCCCCGACGGGCAGAACCAGUACCUGCUGGCCACCUGGUCUGUGGGUCAGGUGGUGCAGGACUACGAUUCUGAUAAACUCUUCCCGGCUUUUGGCUUCGGAGCCAAGGUUCCUCCAGACUGGCAGGUCUCCCAUGAGUUUGCACUGAACUUCAACCCCAGUAACCCCUACUGCCAAGGUGUCCAGGGCAUCAUAGAGGCUUACCGUUUAGCUCUACCCCAAGUCAAACUGCAUGGACCCACCAACUUCUCUCCCAUCAUCAACCAUGUCGCCCGUCUCGCUGUUGGGGGAGCACAACAGAACAACGCAUCUCAAUACUUUGUACUGCUGAUCCUGACUGAUGGAGAGAUCACAGACCUGGACCAGACCCGGGACGCCAUUGUAGCCGCGUCCCGCCUCCCCAUGUCAAUCAUCAUCAUCGGAGUGGGCGAGGCCGACUUCAAGGCCAUGGAGAUGCUGGAUGGAGACGAUAGCGUGCUCAAGUCCCUGAGCGGGGAGCCAGUGGCCAGAGACAUCGUCCAGUUUGUCCCCUUCAGGCAGUUCACCAAUGCACCUAAAGAGGCUCUGGCCCAGAGUGUUCUGGCUGAGGUACCCAAUCAGCUGGUGUCUUAUUUCAAGAUGAGAAAGCUUGACCCUAUCAACCUUCCUGGUGCUAAAGCAUAGACCCGCCUCCGGGCCAUGGAUCUACCUCUGGAGCCACAUCUCUUUGCCACUGCAUCUCCUUACCACAGGGGGCGCCAGAGGUCUAUGCUGUCACUUGAUCAGACUGUAGAACCACUUUCUGGAAUCAUCCAUGGUUGACUAUAUAGAGGUUUAGACAACACUCAAUGUGGAAGUUUAGCAACAGAACCUACUAGUAGCUACAUUUCUCCCUUAAAAACAAAGUUAAACAAUUGAUUACAUAAAGUCCUUACGUCCAGUGAAAUUUUACAUAAGGAUAACCAAGAAAGUACACAAAAUACUUUCAGGAGCCAAUGUUUAGCUUUUCUUGCCAAUCUUGCUUCAGUUACCACAAACUUGUCCCAUGUCUGUCCCAUAUCCAUAAUGAAUGUAGUUUUACAAAAGGCUAAGGGGUAAUCAAUUGACUUUGUCCAAACCUUGAUAUAUUCAACCUCGGAAUCAUCUCCAACUGAUCUAACAGUGCCUUGAAGACCACUGUUCUACCAUGUAAUCCCCCUCUUAAGUAUUCCUCUCCUGUCUAGAUAUUCAUUUAUAGUGUGUGUCUAUCAUGCUAGCAACGAGGAGACUGGUCUUCUGACAAACGUUAUUAAUCUUUUUAUAUGAAUUCUAUUUAGAAUGUUACCAUACACACCCUAUGUGUCACGUGUUCCACACUUUUCUCCCUCAGAACCUAAUGAGCUUGGGCCUAGCACCCUCCUAGCUAGCUGUUAAUAUUACUAGUUAAACUGUCUGCUGCCUAAUGCUUUAGCUGCAAACCAACUUAUAUGCAAACUAAAAAGCCUUAAAUGCUGCAUGAUAGUUGCUGAUUUUAUACUAUAAUCACUUUGCACUUCCUGUCUGAUGCUGGACACGUGUUGUGACUCAACAAGGCACGGCCUUGUGUAUUAUUGGAAUACACGCUGCGAUAGAAUAUGCAUGUGCUGCAAUGGGAAAAGAGUUCAAUACCUUUUUCAAUUCAAAACAUUAGGAAUUUAUUAAAAACUAUUCAAU